CCCAACGCCGGCGGCGGCGGCGGCGGCGGCCUGGCCAACCUCAACGUUCUCAGCCACGUGGCGGGCUUCCACGCCCUGGCCUCCUCGUCCCCUUCCUCCUCCUCCUCCUCCUCCACCACCAACACCAACGGCGCCCCCUACUCCCCACCCGCCAGCCAGCAGGGCUACUACAAGCUGGAGCGCUCGGGGGCCGUCACGGUGCUGUCCACCACGGCCGCCGACCUCGCCGACCAGCAGCUCCACUCCCAGGAGUCCACGCCCACCAAGAACGGCGUCCACGGCUUCCUGGAGUCCCCCGGGAGCUUCCUGGACACGCCCACCAAGAACCUGCUCAACACGCCUUCCAAGAAGCUGUCCGACCUCCCGUCCUGCCAGUGCAUGGAGCAAAUAGUUGAAAAAGAAGAAGGGCCUUACUACACUCACCUGGGGGCGGGGCCUAGCAUCACCGCAGUCCGAGAGCUGAUGGAGAACAGGUACGGGGAGAAGGGGAAGGCAGUGAGGGUGGAGGUGGUGGUGUACACCGGCAGAGAGGGGAAGAGCAGCCAGGGCUGUCCCAUCGCAAAAUGGGUGAUCCGGCGUGGCAGCGAGGAGGAGAAGCUGCUGUGUCUGGUCCGACACCGCGCGGGCCACCGCUGCGAGAGCGCCGUCCUGGUCAUCCUCAUCCUGGCCUGGGAAGGCGUGCCCCGCGCCGUGGCGGACCGCCUGUACAACGACCUCACCGACACCCUCUGCCGCCACGGCUCCCCCACCAGCCGGCGCUGCGCCCUCAACGAAGAUCGUACGUGCGCCUGCCAGGGUCUGGACCCCGAGACCUGCGGCGCCUCCUUCUCCUUCGGCUGCUCCUGGAGCAUGUACUUCAACGGCUGCAAGUUCGCCCGCAGCAAGAUCCCCCGCAAGUUCCGUCUGCUGGGGGACGAACCGAACCAGGAGGAGAUGUUGGAGCACAACCUGCAGAACCUGGCCACCGACCUGGCGCCCGUCUACCAGAGGCUGGCUCCCGAGGCCUUUCAGAAUCAGGUGGAUCAGGAGCAGGCAGGCACCGACUGCAGGCUGGGUUUGAGGGAGGGGCGCCCCUUCUCCGGGGUCACGGCCUGCGUGGACUUCUGCGCCCAUGCUCACAAAGACAUCCACAACAUGAACAACGGCAGCACUGUGGUGUGCACUUUAACCAGGGAGGACAACCGGGCGGUGCGGAACAUCCCUGAGGACGAGCAGCUCCACGUGCUGCCGCUGUACAAGGUGUCGGAGCGGGACGAGUUCGGCCGGGUGGAGGGCCAGUGGAACAAGAUCCAGACCGGCGCCCUGCAGGUGCUGUCGGCCUUCCCAAGAGAGGUGCGUCUGCUGGCCGAGCCGGUGAAGUCGGCCCGUAAGAGGAGGGAGGAGGCUCGUGUGAAGGCCCAGGCGGACAAGCUGGAGAAGAAGCUGGCCCAGUCGGCAGGGAAGGGGAAAUGUGAGACUCCAAACAAAGAUUUCAAAAGCACUUCAGCAGAGCAGCCGUCUCCGGGGUUCAAAGCGGAGCCUCAGGGCUUUUACAGACUGCCUGCCAGACCUCCGAGCGCAGGAAAGUACCAGUCAGAGCAGAACCAUGCCAGCACUUACAACCAGAGCACCAGCAACUACCCCUCUCCGGGCGCAGGGGUCCACCCAGGGAGAGAGGCCCUUUCGCCCCAUUCGUCUCUCCCGCCUGGCCCCCACUACGGACACAACGGGGCCAUCCACCAACACAGGACAAACGGAGAGGCGGUGAAUGGUUACUCUUCAGGAUCUGCACCGGUGCAUCGCAUACCCCCCCACCCAGGCCACCCCGACUACCCCCGCGGGUUUAAAACGGAGCCCCAGGAGGUCCACUACUCCCCUCAUCCCGGCCACGGCGCAGCCUCUCCAUCUCCUUCCCCUCAGCCAAUCACAGAGGGCCUCUACAGCAGACUCAACGGGCUCAACGGGGACGCCCCGGGGCACGGCCCAGAGGUCAGGGGUCACGGCCUGGCGCCGCAGCCCUUCCCACAGCCGCCCGACACCUCUGAGGAGCUGAAGCAGGAGGAGGUGUGGUCGGACAGUGAGCACAACUUCCUGGACAACGACAUCGGCGGGGUGGCGGUGGCGCCGUCGCACGGCUCUGUGCUGAUCGAGUGCGCCCGCCGGGAGCUCCACGCCACCACGCCCAUCCUGCGGCCCGACCGCAGUCACCCCACGCGCAUCUCCUUGGUCUUCUACCAGCACAAGUCCCUGAACGAGCCCGGCCACGGCAUGGCCAUGUGGGACGCCAAGAUGGCCAAGCGGGAACGCGAGAGGGAGGAGGAGGCCAUGAGGCUGGGGAUGGCAGAAAGGGAGGCAGGGAUGAGGGGAGGAGGAGGAGGAGGUCUGGAGGAGGAGGGGGAGGGAGAGGAGGAGAAGAGGAGAGAGCCCAAGGUGCCGACCCGACAGGCUUGGACACUUCCGCGGGACGGAGUCAUCACCGUGGCCCCGUACGCGCUCACCCACGUAACGGGACCGUACAACCGCUGGACUUAGUGGUGUGUUUGUCUCACACGCACGCACACGCACACGCGCGCACACACACACACACACACACACACACACACACACACACGAACACACACACACACACACACACACACACACACACACACAUACACAUGCGCCCACACACACACACACACACACUCACAGUCAGAUCAGAAUGAUUAAGCUUACACACCCCAUGCUUCUGCCUUACCUCAACUCCAAAAUGUCUACUUCUUCACUUUUAUGUCACUUUUAUCGUGCUUUUCUAACAUGUUCUUUUGUAGUCUUUUCUCAUCUCUUGCCUUGAAAGUGAUGAGAAAAAGACCAAAGUUUGUGGGGAUUUUAAACUGUGAGUUUUGUGUUCUUUUUUUAUUGUAAAAAAAAAAUAAUGGAUGGUGCUUUCAAGAUUUUUUUUAAAUGUUUUUAAACUGGUUUUUAUAUACAAGAUUAAGAACAAAAAAAGUGAUUAUUUAUUCUGAUCAUGACAGUUUCUAUUUAAUUUCUGGUGUUAAACCUGUUGUUUACUGCAAAGUUUAUAUAUUUACCUACGGGUCAAUACACGAUCCGAUCGGACGCAGACAGAGUACGAGUGCAGGUCUACUGCACUCGGUUCCAUCAAGAGGUGCUCUCUUUAACCACGUGGCUCGCGUUGGCUUAUGCAGCGACACAUUUUAGUCAAACAAACACAUUACAUCGAACCCAUUUCAUCAGCGUGUAUGACACUGAGAACAAUGACUGACAUCCAUUCAGUACAGAUGAUGUCAGCGUUAUUUUUACGUUGCCCUCGUCCAAUCAGUUGCUUCAGUUCAAGGAAGUUUUUUGUGAUUGCUUGCUUUGUUUCUACAACUCUCGAUUGUCUUUUAUUUGGAAUACACAUAUUUUAUGGCAUAUUAAGGAGAUUUUGAUUUCUAAGACCUAACUUGAAAGAGGGACCCCGGUCCAUAGGCGUAUACUUAUGUAUGUACAGAUAUAUAUAUAUAUAUAUACAGUAUAUAUAUAUGACAUAGCCAUAGAUAAAACUGCUCUUCUUUUUAAAAUAUUUCUACGUUGAUCUGAUUAGAAAUUCUGCAAGUGAAUUGAACAACACUAUAUUACAAAACUGCAAUCAUGUCUAUGAAAAUUCAGUGUCAUCCACAAUUAAGUAUGUUUCAAAGAUAUUUUUUAGCACUUAUGUUCACGUUCGGUAAUUGGUUUCGCCUAGUGAUUGCAUAGGAAACAAGGUCAUAGGACUCAUGUCGUUUACAAUCAUGGCAUAAACUGUACAUUUUACUGGUGCUUUGGAGAUCACUUCUCCUGCUAGAGUUUCAAAUGUCUAGAAAAUCUAUAGCCAGUUGUUAAACUUGAAUACAUGACUUCAUCGAUGAAUGCAAAAUCAACAAAACGUUUUGUCUCUCGAUGUCAUAAUCAUACAGUAUCCAUAGGAAAUUCUGCUCUCUACUUCAAUAAUGCGUCUGCGUUAGACAUACAGGGUUGGUGUCCACGGGGUGAAGCAGCAGAAUUGUUAAUAAUAACCCUUUAAUAAAAGACGAUUAUAGAUUAUCAUCACUAAUGACAUUUCAAAUACAGUGCAGUAGUAUUGCAAGUGAAAAGUUGAAUGGGUAUUGACGAGAUGUAUGCAUUUCCUAUGGAGACAUUGAAUUGUUUUGGUGCUAUGGGAAUGUGGCGUCAAGGUGCUUUCAGUGACUUUACCCAUUUGUGUUCUCUAAACGUGAACGUAUGGUGCUCUUAGUAUACACUGUUGCAACUAAUAUGGAUAAAGUCUCUGCAUACUUUCAAAGCUGUUGUACAUCCUAUAUGGCUUUGUUUAUUUUUACCUUAAUUUCUCCAUGGGGGAAAAACACUGAUUAAACCAACAAGAUCUUUUUUUUUUUUAUGUUUUAAGGGUUCCAAAGUCUUCCACUUGUAACCAAACUCGAAAAUAAAUCAUGUUCAACUGGGUGCUAUUUAUGGCAACAUGUAUAAAUCCUAAUCACUGAAUACAUAAAUAAUGCAAUGAAUGUAAACCUUUUUUUUUUUCUUUCGUCAAGUUCAUUUUGAGUCAGCUCAUUUUAGAGAGAAAGAUGCGACCACAUUGGUCAGGUUGUAAGUGUUCAUGUGGAUUCUUUUCUCAACUUCCCACCCACAAAGGCCCUACCUGUUGACUGUAUCAAUAAGGAACUAACAGAAAGCACCAGCAUUUAGAAUUCAGUUUUUAUUAUAAAGUGUGUAAUUAUGUAUGUGAACCAGGUUCUUUGUUGUACUGUUAAUGGUGUGUAGACAAUGGAUGAUUGCUUAUUUUCAAAUUGAAUUACUGUAACUUGCUGAAAAUAUAUCCAUUUAGACUUGUAAAAAAGAGACAAGCAUUCAUUUUAUGGAUGGCUGAUCUGUUUGGGAUUGUGAAAUAAAGACAUAUUUAUAUUUUGGACCUUUAAUCGUCUUUAUUUUGCCUUUUUACUUCUGGGAGACUGUGGGAGAGACUGCGGCUUUGAGCUUGCUAAUAAUAAAGCAGUGUUAAAUCAGUUGUAUUUUAGGCUUUCAGAUACCACAACAUUGAUUGAAGUGGAAUGCAUUUGUAACAAUAGUCCCAUGAAAACGUUAAGAAUAAAGAUUUUUAAUAGGCCUACCUUUUUUUACUCUGACAUGUUGAGUGAUUCAAAUAAUUGGUCAACACCAUUGAACAUACAAGCCUAGGAAGCCAGAAAAGCAACUGCUAAACUACCAACAACACUCAGAAUUGAACUAAUAUCGUAGGCCUACUGUACUAAAACAAUUGAAUGCUCCGGGAUCAGUAGAAGAAGAGAUAGAGGAACAUGUAACGCGCGUAGUA
This is a messenger RNA of Gadus chalcogrammus (walleye pollock), 5311 nucleotides long. RefSeq names its product methylcytosine dioxygenase TET3-like. Bases 379 to 2511 code for a protein of 710 amino acids. Gene Ontology annotation, cellular component: nucleus. The record is from RefSeq and is a predicted model, not a curated record. NCBI's taxonomy places the organism in Eukaryota, Metazoa, Chordata, Actinopteri, Gadiformes, Gadidae. Gene Ontology annotation, molecular function: DNA 5-methylcytosine dioxygenase activity. The transcript is spliced from 10 exons. Gene Ontology annotation, biological process: positive regulation of transcription by RNA polymerase II; oxidative demethylation.